Molecule: messenger RNA, 990 nt
Organism: Malaya genurostris
Lineage: Eukaryota; Metazoa; Arthropoda; Insecta; Diptera; Culicidae
Product: glutathione S-transferase 1-1-like
Exons: 3
Coding region: 145-801 (218 amino acids)
Biological process (GO): glutathione metabolic process
Molecular function (GO): glutathione transferase activity
Source: RefSeq, a predicted model, not a curated record
CGUCAGGGAACUAAUCUACGCACGUAUAAAAGCGCCCAAACUUGUUCUAGUCAUCAGUUUCAUUUCUGUAGUUUCUGUAGACAGUGAUAAAUUGAAAGCCUAACAUUACCGAUCAUAAUUACAAGUGAUUACGCAGCUGAUAAAAUGUCACCCUUAACGUUAUACCAUUUUCCGAUUUCACCCCCUUCACGAUCUGCUUUGCUCGUAAUACGUAAUCUUGAACUGGACGUAGAGAUAAAAAUUAUCAAUUUGAUGGCAGGUGAUCAUAUGAAGGAAGACUUUUUGAAGAUAAAUCCCCAGCACACAGUACCGACGAUUGUCGACGGCGAUUACGUGCUGUGGGAGUCUAAGGCUAUCGUAACCUACCUAGUGGAGCAAUACAAUCCGGAAAGCUCUCUGUACCCCAUGGAUCCCAAACAGCGCGGCAUCGUAAAUCAGCGACUGUACUUCGACUCAACGGUGCUUUAUGCUCGUGUGCUCUCGGCCAUUAUCCCGAUUUUGCGACAAGGUGUUACCAACAUUCCACAGGAUAAGAAGAAAGCCAUUAAAGAUGCACUGGGAACAUUAAAUACUUGCCUCGACGGUCAGGAUUGGGUCGCCGGAGAGAACUGUACCGUUGCUGAUCUCAGUCUGUUGGCUUCCGUUUCCACUAUUAGUGCAAUCGGAGUUGAUUUGAGUGAGUUCCCCAACAUUACUACUUGGUACGAUCGGUGCAAAUCUUUGCCUGGAUAUGACGAGAACGAACAAGGGGCAACAGCGUAUGGCGUUGCCAUCAAAUCGAAAUUGGAUGAACCUUUCUGAAUGGUUCCAACGUGUUUUCAUGUACCUAAAGUUUUCUGUAAAAAGGAAAGAACUUAGCGGGGAACAAAUUAUCCAGAUUACAUCACUACUUUCAUCUACUUUCAUUUUUAUUCAAAUAAACAACAUCAAGACAAAAUGUACUUACAUUUAAAAUAAAAACACAGCAACAGGAAAACAGUUGCAAAAACA